Molecule: messenger RNA, 540 nt
Organism: Micromonas pusilla CCMP1545
Lineage: Eukaryota; Viridiplantae; Chlorophyta; Mamiellophyceae; Mamiellales; Mamiellaceae
Exons: 2
Coding region: 1-540 (179 amino acids)
Source: RefSeq, a predicted model, not a curated record
AUGCCUGACUUUAGCAGACCUGCAGAAGCAGAAACGGAAACUCAACUCGAGAUGCGUAUCGAAUGUGAACGGGUUCAGCAGUUGCGCGAGUUAAUUUUCAAAGCUGGCGUGAGGCUCCCUCAAACUAUGGCUUUGCCAUUCAAUGGAGGCCAAGAACGAACGUUGCUGCGCUUUACACGGGCGCGCGCAGAUACUGAAAAGUCUUUCGCUAUGCUAAGAUUGACACUGAAGUGGCGCGAGUUGAAAAAUGUUGAUUACUGUCUUAGAGAGCCCUUGUCCGGAUUCUAUAUUGGUUAUGGGAAAAACGGCAAACCAAUUUUUCUCGAGCACACUGCUGUUGUCCCGUGGGAAGAACUUGUUGAAACUAUUGGUACUGAGUCGUUCAUCCACGCCCAGACACAGUGCCUUGAAUGGCAGUGCAUCGAAGUACAUCAGGAUGCGGGUCGGAGGUUGGGUCGGCCUGUCACGCAGGGGAUUAAUAUAUGGGACUUGACGCUCUGCCCAUUUGCUCAUACGCUCAUCCUUUUAGAUCCUUUCUAA